CCAUGAAUACAAUUCAAAAGUUUGAGCGAGAGAGAGAGAGAGAGAGAGAGAGAGAGAUUAUGAGAAACGAGUGAAGAACGUGAGAGUUAAUUUCCACACAGAGCAGUUAAGGAUGACCUUUCGUUACCCUUUGAGCUUUCUUUCUUUUUCUUGAUUUCAUUACUGAUCUGAUCUGGGUUUGGGUUUGGGUUUAUAUCUCAUCAUCACAGACUCACUCUCGUACCCAAACACAUACACAUCUUGAUUUUCCCAGUUGGGUUUGUAAAUUUUCCUCCUCUUUCUUCCUAAUUUUCCGUUUUGGUUUCUUUCGGGCUACGCAACCUCCUCUUUUCACUGAUUUUCUUUUCUUUACUAUCUUUUUCUUCUUCGAGGAAAAUAACAAUAAUAAUCACUUGCAUGAUUCUGAAGAAACUUUUUUUUUUUUUUUGGGUAUUGAGCUGGUUGGUAAGUUAUAACUGCUCUUGUUUUCUUCUACAAUGGAAGCUGAUCAUGAUCAAGAAAAUCAGUUUCCGGUGAUCGGAUUAUCGAACAAACAAGUUUGUUCCGGUGAAGAAAAGCCAUGGAUAAAGCUCAAAAUUCAGAAGAUCGAAGAACAAGAAGAUCAGAUUAGGCCGCGAAAGAACGAUGAGCCUCGGGUUUGUAAGGUGUGCAAGAAAGGGUUUAGCUCUGGAAAAGCUUUGGGGGGUCACAUGAGAAUUCAUGUUCAGAACAACAAAGAGCUCAAAACCAAUCAGAAUCAGUACAAUAUUGGAGACAGUGACAAAGACAAUAGUGGUUGUUACUCCAAACCCGUUUGUUCGAUUUGUAGCAAGAAUUUUCCGUCGAUGAAGUCCUUGUUCGGGCACAUGAGGUGUCAUCCGGAGAGGGAAUGGAGGGGAAUACAGCCUCCUUCUCGGCCUCCGGCCGCCAAGGACAGCUCAUCUUAUUCCUCCUAUGUAUCGGAUUGCGAGCAGUUAAAAGCUGAUAAUCAGUCAUAUAUUGAUAGUGAUAUGGGGAUUCAGGAGAUCGAUUUGACGAAGUCUUUAGUGGGUUGGUCUGCAACUGCCAAGCGCGGCCGCAGAGCCCUAAUUGCCGCCACUGGCACGAUGGCAGAGGAGAAGCGGUUACAAGAUGCCGUGGAUGAUCUCAUGAGGCUAGCUCAUAGUGGUGAUUCAUUGGAUUUGGAGUCGGGUUCUGGGCUUACCCAUAAAUAUAGAGUAGUAGUUGAGGCUACAAACAGCAAUUCACUGACCAACAAGGUUGAAACGGAGGGCAAAAAUCGGGUAUUUGAAUCGAAGAAGCGAAAAAGAAUAAUCGAUGAGUCAGAGCCGCCAGUUGAUUUUACGAUGGAUCAUCAUCCUGGGUCGACUGACAUGAGUCACCAUGUAUCAGUAUCGAGAGGAUCGAACAGUGUGCUAGUGAAGAAUUUGGAAAAAGGCAAAGGUAAGGCAGUGUUGGAAACUGAGCCUAACUUCACCGAUUCCGAUGAAAGCAUACCCAGUGAACAACUGAUCAUUAAUUACAAAUAUAAGAAUAAUAACAAAUCAGCGAUGAUCAAGAAGAAGAAGAGGAUGAUGGUGAAAUUGAGCGACUUGGGAUUGGCACAAAUUGAUCAAAUUCAUCGGCCAAUUGAUAGGUACUACAAAUGCAGCACUUGCAACAAGUGUUUCCCAACUCACCAAGCAUUGGGUGGGCAUAGAUCAAGCCACAACAAAGCCAAGACCAGUCAGACCACCAUUGACGAGUCUUCAUAUGCCGCUGCUGAGGACAUUCCCCGAGCCGAUGAAACUAAGGAGAACGAAGGAGCUGGAAGCUCGAAGCCAGCUGAUAGCGCGCUUCACCGGUGCAAGAUUUGUAACAAGGAUUUCGCCACGGGUCAGGCGCUUGGGGGUCACAAGAGGUGCCACUGGACUGGUCCGGUUGAAGCUCCGUCCAGCCAAGCCACAUCGUCACCUGGCGAGGCGAGCCAGACAGGCCAAAAGAUUCUAGGGUUUGAUCUGAAUGAGCUACCUGCCAUGGAAGAUAAAGAUGGUGUUGAGGACUCUGAAGAACAUGGAAGUGGAUAUGGUUUUGCUUCUUCCUCGUACAACUCAGUAUCUUAGGUUAGGUCAAGUUUUCAGUUAGAAUUGCCAGUUAUUUGCAUCUUCUAGGAAUUAAAAUUUGGAAUGGGAUUGUCUCCCAUCUGCAAUGUGAAUCAGAUAGUUCUGUUAGAGUCCGUGAAGCUUAUCAUAGACUCUAUUUUGAUGAUUUAAUUCAAUAUAUAAUGCCAUAUAUUUAUAAUUAAAAUGCAUAAAAAUGCACCGACACUUUGUGGCUUAUGUUUUUGUUAAGAACGACUCAUAUUACAUUCAAGAUGAAUUUAACCC
Messenger RNA from Camellia sinensis, 2345 nucleotides. RefSeq lists its product as uncharacterized. The record is from RefSeq and is a predicted model, not a curated record. Lineage: Eukaryota; Viridiplantae; Streptophyta; Magnoliopsida; Ericales; Theaceae.